This is a messenger RNA of Porites lobata, 3135 nucleotides long. Lineage: Eukaryota; Metazoa; Cnidaria; Anthozoa; Scleractinia; Poritidae. The record is from the annotation of a GenBank genome assembly.
AUGGGCUUCAAGAAAGCCCUCAAAACUCUUGAAAUCCUUGAAAAGCCAGAAGUUAUUUUUAAUAGGAGACUUAAUUCCAAUCCUUUCCAUCCGUUCAAAAAGGUUGGAAAAAACAGUAAGUAUUUUAUCAAAUAUCAUCGGCAGAGCGUUAACCUGACGCGUAAUUAUAUUCGCGAUUUUGCGCGACAACUGCAGAAGUAAUUUUUCUCUUUAGAGCGUGAGUCCCCUAAAAGUAACGAAAGCCAUUAGUCUUUCUGGGCUUACAGUACAGAAAAGACAAAACGAAAGAACAAAGAAACAAACAAAGGAACAAACCAAAUGAAAGAUCAAGGACCGGGAUGUUCAAAGCUGGCUUAAGAUAACCCAAGGUCACAUAAGUGGGAAAUUUGAGAUAAGAAGGCUUUUAAAAAAAGCAAAUUCUGUUAAAUUCUUUUUGUCUAUACAAUUUGCGAUUGAAUGCUCUAAAAAGAAUAGGGAAAAUUAUCCGAAAAAUGCUCUGGAACAAACGAAAAAGAAAUGGGGAAAUGGAAUUUGACCUCGGGUUAGCGCUAAUCGGCCUUCGAACAACUUGGCCUAGAGCGAGAGGAAAGAUCAGGUGAUCAGUAUCAAAAUUCUCCCUGUGAUGUCAAUGCUUUACAAAACAAAUGGGUGACGAGAAUUAGGGACAUGAUCGCACAAGAUGAAUAUGGUUGAUUCUUAAACAAUUUCUCCCUACUACCUCUAUAGGAAAUGUAGAGGGACAACAAAUGUGAUUUUGUAUUUUGAUAUUGGGUUUCAAGGGGUUAAUUAUAGCCUAACAAUAGUAAGCUUUCUGAUUGCAGAGUUUGAGCUUACUUUCAGUCGUCGACGACUUUACAUCGGGUUAUUCAUGACUGUGGUUUCCAUAGCAACGCUGAUCACGUGGGGACUUGCAGACAAGGCUAGCGUGAGUAUUUGUCUGAAAAAUGGCAGUUAGUUCUCUAACGCCUCUCGGUUUUCAAAGACUCGUAUGAAAACUAAGAGGGUCUUGGAACUAAGCGUAGCGUGGAACAGAGUAUGUAACUUUCUUUUAUCUUUUUUUGUUGUGAUGCCUUAGUUUGAUUCCUUACGUCUGGAUUCGACUUUGCCCUUUUAGUCUAAUCGUGACCGAAUAAAAGUUAUUGACCGAACAAAAAUUAGCCCUUCAUUGUGCAGGUUCACUGCUGCACAAUAACAUUUGUUGGAAAACUUGGAAAUCGUUGUCUACCACUUCCACCGGGAGUAGCCUAUCCAUGCUGAAGUUAAUUAAUCUGAAUAACCUCACGUACUACUGACUACAUGUAAUGCUGACCUGGAUCUUCACUCCCUAGCAAUAUAUGUUGUUCCCUACCUUGGUUGGUGCCGUGUCGGCCAUUAUGGCUUGGGAAAACCGUGGCCAUCGCACAUGCGUACUAGACGGAGAGCAAAUGGAGUACAAGUGUGUAAUCAAUGAACAUUCAGUGGAGACUGGCAAGUUCCACAAUGUUUACAUCAGGCUAAAGGCUCAAAAACAUGGUAAGUUAUCAUUGUUUUAUCGCCCUGCGCGUCGUGCUGUUCCCCAAUGUGCUCCUAAUUUUAAGGAUUUUUGUUGUAAUGACGUGUUUAUUUCCUUUAUUAAUCGUGUCAUCAAUUGAAAGCGUGAUGCGAUUGGUCAUUUUAGUGCCCAUUACGUGCCGGGUUUUGAGUGACUUGACGUCAAGAUGACUCAGGGUUUUGGCCAAGCCAUAUUUUCCCUUAAAAACGCGGGAAAAAAGCUGUCAAAGAGGAAACAAAGUCGUCCAAUAUCCAGUCAUCUUGACCCUACAAAGUUGGUUAAUAAAAGAUUUAUUAUGUUGCCAAAAGCAUUCUUUUUCUUGCGGGAAAUCACGAGUGAGCAAGACAGGACCAUCUUGCCUGUUUUUGUAGCCAAUCAAAAUACAACAGGAUUUGCUUUAUCGUGCCCUUCCAAAGUUGAUACUCCUGACUGUCAAUAAAAAUACGUGUCAUAUUGCUGGAAAUCCUCCCGUCGUUCUCGAACCAGAAAGUGCAGGGGCGGAUCUAGGGGGAGGGUGCAGGGGGUGCGCCACCCCCCUGAGAUGACCUGCGGUUUUCUAAUACAACUGGUAUUCUGCAAAAAAAAAAAACUAUGUGGUUUAUUGGUGUUGAAGUAGAGCAAGAGAUGAGUGCACCCCCUCCCAAAAAAAAUCUUGGAUCCGCCCCUGAAAUGCACAGCUGAAUUAAAAUGACUUGGCAAGUUGUUUCCCUUUUUAGAAGCAGUUAAAUCAGGAUAUCUUUUAGUUAGGAGGACUUUUUUGAAUGCGUUCUUAUUUAUUAAAUCGUUUCUGCUGAUCGAGGCCUGAUGCAACCAUUAUUUUCUUUCCUUUUGAAGGUGCGGGUGAGAUGUAUUAUUAUGUUGUCUUCAAUGGUUUUCACGUAACGGAACAAAAGAUCACGUCUUAUUCCAAAAAUGAUAAGGUGUGUUUUUGUACCUUGUUUUUAAUUUUUUAUCGUAUGUUACCUGGACAGACUUGUUUCUUUUCAAAACUAUGUCAGUAUUAAAGUGCUUACAAAGUCCUCAUAUCAAGUAAUUGACUGCAACCACAAUUCAUGAAAAAUAAAAUACGAUUACAAUUUUUCUAUUCAUUGACUAAAAUUUACAACUAGGUAGUGCAUGUUUCCGUUAGUGAUUCUAAUAACGAAAAGCUUUAUAUAUACUUGUGUGAAAAAGUUUAAUUAAAUUGAAAUUACAUAAAUAGACGCAAAAUCCUCCUAAUAUGCCGAAAGAACCUUAAGAGUACUCUUAUAAUGUUGUUUAGACGAAAAUACUGCGUUGUAGAUGUCUUUUUCUGUUUAUCUUUACUUUAAAAAUGUUUGUACUAAGAUCAUUAUAAAAGAUUUCAGUUUCGGUGUCGCAAAGACUCUUGAUAGGCAAAUCUUCACCCGGUAUGUAGUUACUUUUACAAUUCGUUAUUUUUGUUCUUCAUCGUACAGAAGCUACGUGUUUUGGCCAAGAGACUGGCGGAAAAUCUGAACUUAAACUACUUUGACGUGAAAGCAAACUCUAAAGAUCGUAUCCUUUUUCAUCAUAUUAUGCGUUUUGAAAUACAGAAGAGCAGUACACGCCCCACGUCUAGUCACGUGAGGGCACAAGAGACAUGA